Molecule: messenger RNA, 1299 nt
Organism: Metopolophium dirhodum (rose-grain aphid)
Lineage: Eukaryota; Metazoa; Arthropoda; Insecta; Hemiptera; Aphididae
Exons: 3
Coding region: 1-1299 (432 amino acids)
Source: RefSeq, a predicted model, not a curated record
AUGCCGCCCGGUCGCGCUCAAAUAGCCAAAUUACAGUUUGUAACAAGUUGUUCAAAACCACCUUUAUUUGGAUUUGCAUACUUGGAACCACCAUUUUCCAUAAGAUGUGUUCAAGUAGCAGACGAUGAAGAUUUUGGUGACACACUUUGUCGCCGCCACGACGUAACAUCUCGUGUAAAACAGUUUGAAGUAGAUUUGGUUUGUCAUGUAUUGCCAGUAGUGGUUGAUGGCUUACCUAAUUGUCCAAAACCAGCAAGCGGAUGGGACAUACCAGAAGACCUGAGACCGGAGCUGGCUGGUCCCUUCUUUGACGUUUCGGGAAAGGUUGACCUACUCAUCGGCGGUGGAACAUUCUUCGAUCUAUUCGAGCCAAAAAGAGUUCGGUUGCCAGCUAGAGGUGUCUGCUUGCAAGAUUCAAAGUUUGGUUGGGUAGUAACAGGAGAAAUUGGCACUACCUCGCUUUUAGCUGCAUGCUCUAUUGAACAAGCAUGUGAGGACAAAUUUAGAAAUCUAUGUAAGGAUGAGCUUGAGGCAUACGGAGCAUCAUCCAAGUCCAAUAAGAAAUGCAUUGAAGAGCAGAGACCUCUAAAGCAUUUUGAGGAAACCGCGAAUCGAGACGAGACGGGCCGGUUUGUGCUACGACUUCCAUUGAAACCUGAAAAAUGUAAACUUGGAAGCACGCUAGAAAUGGCCACCACUAGAUUCCUGAGUGUUGAGCGAAGGCUUCAGAAGGAUGAAGAACUGAAGAUGCAAUAUAUAAAGUUCAUGGAGGAAUAUUUGAAAAUGGGCCACAUGAAAAAGGUGUGUCAAGAUUUAAAUCCACCUGAAUAUGUUUUCUAUCUUCCCCACUAUCCAAUAAUUAAGUUGUCAAGCCUCACAACGAAACUGCGAGUCGUUUUUGACGCAUCGGCUAAGAGCUCUUCGAAAAUAUCGCUGAAUGAUGUUCUUAUGUGUGGGCCGACAGUCCAAGAGGACCUGUUUUCAAUUUUGGUAAGAUUUCGCAGAUAUCACUUUGUUAUAACAGCAGAUAUAGAAAAAAUGUUUAGGCAAAUAAAUGUAGCUUCGGAGGAUCAAGAUUUUCAGAGAAUAUUUUGGCGGUCGCAACCAGAUGAAGCGCUACAAAUCUAUCGCCUCACCACUGUGACCUACGGGACGACAGCAGCAUCAUUCAUGGCCACCAAUUGUUUAAUAUCGUUAGCGGAAGGUGCAAGAGAAAGUCAUCCAAAGGUUUCAAGAAUCAUACAACGCGACUUCUAUAUGGACGACUUAAAGACUGGCGCCGAUACAACUGAAGAGUGA